Molecule: messenger RNA, 1008 nt
Organism: Boeremia exigua
Lineage: Eukaryota; Fungi; Ascomycota; Dothideomycetes; Pleosporales; Didymellaceae
Exons: 2
Coding region: 1-1008 (335 amino acids)
Source: RefSeq, a predicted model, not a curated record
AUGUUUACUACCGACGAGUCGCUUCAGGACAUCGAUCGGUGGGCUAGAAACUCGUUCCCCGAUGAAUUCGACAAGCUCAAAGGAUUCCUUCACCAGAACAAUGUCACAGCGGCGGAGUACCGAUUCCGCGUAAAGCCUUCAGAGACGAGCAGCGGACCGCCCAGGCACUACAUCUGGGGAGUCAUCGUGGGCGUGACGGGGGAGCAGAACCUACCCGUCUACGCCUCGUUGAGCUGUUCGAAGGGUUACCUCCUGCUGUACCACGAGCCACAGGAACCCAUCCAACCCGACACUCCCACACAGCGGUUCAUGCCAUCGGGGCGCGAAGUCUACAUGGUCAAGCACGAUGACUGCUCAGUGCCUACAACCCGCUUCAAGGAGCCCUUCAACUGGCUGCACCCCGCCGAAGACGAGGUUGGUGCGACAAGGUUAGAGGCACUGGUGCAGUACAUAGUGCUGGCCAACAUCGAGCGCAAGCGGAGCGUGAGAGUCGACCGAUUCAAGGAGAACUUCGAGGGCGCGUGUCGAGACAUCGCUGAGAGUCUCGCACGACAGGCUCGCGAGCAAGCAACCGCCAGUCGCUCGAUUAUUCUUAAGUUCAAGGCGCUGCCUCCUCCUGCCGCCGCUGCCCAGUCACUACCCGAGACCAGUGUGCUCGCAGCCUUGCCCUCACAGCCUCGCACUAUCGAGGAGAUCUUCGGGUCAUUCAAGAGCGAUCUCGAAGACCACGUGAACGCCACCCAAGCCUCGGAGCGCAGAGAGACCGAGUCUCUGCGCGCCGAGAACAAGGCUCUGAAGGAGCAAGUCGAGGCAGCCAACGAGGCAGCAAGGAAGGCGGAAGAGCAAGCGAGGAGGGCGGAAGAGGCGUCCAGGAAGGCGCAGGAGGAGGCGACCAAGAGCAAGGCGCAGUACGAGGGGCUGAGGAGGGUGGUGCAGAAGACGAAGUCGCACUACGAGGAGCUCAGCAAGGUUCUGGAUGGCGACGUAGAGAUGGAGGAUGCGGCGUGA